AGAACUCAUUUAAACCAGAUGAAAAUGUGAUUUCAUGUUCCCAACGGCAAAUUGUACCACUCACCAGUUUUUCUGCCACAUAUCCAGAGAGCAACAGAUCUGUCGGUUGGGAUGGUUGCUGCUAUUUCUGUGGUUGACCACAAUAUUAUGGAUGACAAAGGACCUCUGGUGUUGUGGUCCACCCAUCGAGACACAUUCUGAAGAAUGUAUCUUACCUAAAGAGGAAACAAAAACAGAGACGAAGUUUGUGACCGUGUGCUAAUAUUCAUUGCCUAAUUUUUGAUCAAAAUUUUCAGUUUUUAUGAUUUAUUUGCUGUACAGUUGUUAUCCAAAUGUGAAGAGCU
Cylicocyclus nassatus is the source of this 344-nucleotide messenger RNA. The record is from the annotation of a GenBank genome assembly. Lineage: Eukaryota; Metazoa; Nematoda; Chromadorea; Rhabditida; Strongylidae.